This is a messenger RNA of Argiope bruennichi, 1424 nucleotides long. RefSeq lists its product as uncharacterized. The coding region runs from base 191 to 1282 and encodes 363 amino acids. The transcript has 10 exons. The record is from RefSeq and is a predicted model, not a curated record. NCBI's taxonomy places the organism in Eukaryota, Metazoa, Arthropoda, Arachnida, Araneae, Araneidae. Gene Ontology annotation, cellular component: nucleus.
UUCCACGAAAUAUUUUCGUUUUGUUUGUAUUUUAGAUGGUGUGGUAAAAUGUAAAGUUUUUGUAUUAGUUAUAUUUUAAUCUUUUCAAACUAGUUUUUAAAAUAUAUUGUUUCAUAAUUUGUUUUGGUGUACAAUAAAUCUUUUUUUCUAACUGUUUUUGUGGUCAUUUGUAAGAUUGAAAUUUUGCAUCAUGUCGAAAACAAUGGAUACUUCUCAGUGGAUUCAGUUUUUUCGUAAAGCUGGACUUCCAUCAAAUGUUGCUGCUAAUUAUGCAAUCAUUUUCUUUGAUAAUCGCAUUCAAGUGGACAUGCUUUUGGACUUAUCUAAAGAAUAUUUAUAUGAUAUGGGCAUCAAAGUAAUGGGAGAUGUUAUUGCCAUACUAAAGUAUGCUAAAGAGUUUCACAACCAAUUAGCCAAAGAGAGAAUGAUUGGGCAUACUGCCACUGUGAGCAAAAAUACUGUUGCUGAACGCAUGGUUGGACGAUACACAAGACCUGUUGUUCCAUCCCCAGUUCGAAGUCCUGUUGGUCAGUCAGAAAGAGUGGUUCAAAACAGAUCUACAAUUAUUAGCUUGAAGAGAAAACCUGCAGAAGAAUCUCCAGUAAAAAAAGUUCGAAGAGUACCCCCGGAAGAAGAAGGAGCUUACAAAAUAAAAAUGCCAUUAGGAAUCACUGAAAAAACCCGUAAGAUUUUACAACAACAACAAGGUUCGAAGAGGUCAGUAUUCGCUCGCCUUGGAGAUAGUGCAGUCAGUAGUUCUACAGAUUCUAAGGUUACAUCAUCUGUUUUUGAGAGAUUAGGGCCAUCAGGUAAAAGUGUACCUGACAAUACUCCUAGUUCAACAGUUUUUAGUGAUUUUGAUAGGCCUUCUAAAACUGAGCAACCAUUACAGUAUAGAGGAGUUCUAAAAUUAACGAGUAGUAAAAAUAGGACAGUCACUUCUACAUCUCCAAAGAAAGGUAUUGCAUCUCGUACUGUGAUCAGGCCUGGUGGAAAUAAAAGAGAAACUAUACGAAACGAAACUAACUUUACAAAAACUAUAAAACUGAAUGAGAUUAAUAGCAUUCUUCAAGCAAAUAAGUCGCCUGGCUCACAUAUGGUACGGACAGUAAAGAAUAUAGGAAGUCAGGGAAUUUUUGGUCACACAGUGCAAAAAUUAAAUGUGAAAAGCCGGUUAGGUGGCAAGGUUGGUGCUCGUAAUAUAACCAGAACCAAGAUUAUGUUUUCUAAGCACAAAGUACCUCUGAAUGGUCAGUCAAAUGUAUUUGAAAGACUUGGAUGAGAAGAUAAAAGUUUUCACCAUCAUAAAGGACAAACAAAAAAAACCUUUAAAAAAAAUGCUCAAAAUAUAAUGGCUAAGAAGUGCUGUCAUAAUCAUCAUCAUCUUUACAUUUACAGUAAGGAAAAUUGCAACAUGGUUGUAA